UAUUUGCAACGACAAAAUAAGCUCACGAAAACAAGGCACUGUGUUCGAAAAAAGUAAGGACAAAUAAAAGCUCUGAUCAAUCUUUCUCUACGCAGAAAAUCCUAUUAUAAUAACUCACUAGGAAGCUUCACCCAUCCCAUCGUCUUUCCCAGGGCCUCAUUUCAGAUGGGUUUUUAAUUCCUCCGUUUGUCAUCAUCGUCUCCAUUUCUUGUAGCCAAGAAACCCAGAAAAAGCUGCGAAAGAAGAGUCCAUCUGUGCAGCAAAAAUCACAAACAUCUGGGUUUUGCUUGCCGUGAAGUAAGAAGAUGUGGAUUUUUGGGUGGACAGGAGCAUCUGGGUUUUCAGCUCGUUCAACUGCUGAACAAGUUACUAAUGGAAUCGAUGCAACUGGGCUCACUGCUGUCGUCACAGGAGCAUCAAGUGGAAUUGGGGUGGAGACAGCAAGAGUUCUUGCUAUGCGCGGUGCUCAUGUGGUCAUGGCAGUGAGAAAUGUUGAUACUGGGAAGAGUGUUAAAGAAGCAAUUCUCAAGGAGAUCCCUACUGCUAAGGUUGAUGUUAUGCAGCUGGAUCUCAGUUCCAUGGCAUCAGUCAAGAAAUUCGCUUCGGAAUACAUUUCUUCAGGCCUUCCACUGAACCUGUUAAUUAACAAUGCAGGCAUUAUGAUGUGCCCUUACAUGCUCUCCACGGACAACAUUGAGAUGCAGUUUGCUACCAACCAUGUCGGGCAUUUUCUCUUGACACAUCUUUUGUUGGAAACAAUGAAAUCCACGGCUCGUGAAAGUAAUCAGGAAGGAAGAAUUGUUAAUCUAUCAUCAGAAGGUCAUCGGUUUGCUUACAAGGAAGGGAUACGUUUCGACAAGAUCAACAACGAAGCAGAGUACAAUAACAUACGUGCUUAUGGGCAGUCAAAGCUGGCUAACAUUCUUCAUGCUAAUGAGCUUGCUAGGCGGCUCAAGGAAGAGGGAAUCAACAUAACUGCGAAUUCACUUCACCCUGGAGCCAUCGCUACAAACCUUCUUCGCCAUUCCAGUUUUCUUGAGGCUAUUACCAAUGUCGUUGGUAAAUAUGUGCUAAAAAAUGUUCCACAGGGAGCUGCAACUACAUGCUAUGUGGCACUGCAUCCACAGGUGAAGGGGGUCACAGGUGAAUACUUCUGUGACAGUAACUUAUACAAACCAAACCCUCAGGGUAAGGAUGAAGAAUUGGCAAAGAAGCUUUGGGAUUUCAGCUUGGAUUUGGUCAACCCUUUUUGCUAAAAAUGUUACUUUUCUAGUCAUAUUUGGUUGAACCUAGUACACUACUUUCUUUCUUACAGAACUUACCAUACAUGUUUGGCAUACUGAACACAAGGAGAUGUUUUUGUUCACUUUUCUCCAGAUCUUGUUUCUUGUUCUAUCAUUUGAGUUAUUUAUCUCUGCGAAUAAAUGGUUAGCUCUUCCGUUCUAGUUUUUUUUAAUCUGUUCAAGCUCUUGGCUUGCUAGGUACAUGUCCUACUACCACUACUGUUAUCAUUAGGGCACUUUGUUAUUGAUCUGAUAGCAGGUAAGGGGGAUUGUGUUCAAUUGAAGGUAAUUUAGAAUGAACUAAGUUAACCGAAAUUCGACCCAUCCUUACCUCACCAGUUGUCAAUCGUCUCCAGCUCGCCCGAAACUAUCUGAUCAAUUGAAAUUUUGCAGACAGUUGAGGUUUACAGGAUUAAGUAUAGGUUUGAGUUUGUGAAACAAGAAAACCAAACGGGAUGUUUAUUCAUCAUACUAUACAAUAAUUGUGAAUCUAGGCGUCACCGUCUAGGGUUCCUAUAAAUGUGAUAAUAGGAGAAUUUCGAUAACGGAGAUUUAGAUUAGAUGAUUUAGUAGUAAAAUUGUAUAAGAAGAAGAGAGAGAGGAAGAGUCGUCGGCUAGGCCGGUCAAUAACCUUGUGGUCAAUAACUAUGCAUAAUUCAAUCAGAAUUCAUUUCUCACUAGUUUUAAGUCGAAUUUUUUUUUUUUUUGCACAAUUAGAUAAGAUUAAUUGUGCUCUUAUUUUUACACAGUUGAUAUAGUUUUUGAACAAAAAAAACCAGACAUUUUUUACCAGUCUAUACCAUAUGAUAUUGACUGAUAUUGAAAUAAGAGCAUAGCAUAUGGUAUGAAAAGCGUACCAUGGUGGUAUGAACAUACCAAUAGUAGGAGUAUAUUAAUUGUCAUUUACCACUUUCAACAUUGUGUACCACAAGAUACCACCCCGUAUCAGGGUGGUAUUGUGUGGUAUUUUUUGGAAUUGUAUUUUUUUCACCCCAUUAAUUUGUAGGUCCAAUAAAUCACGAUGAACUCUUUCAUUAUGUGCAAAAUUUUUCAGAAACGACUUUAAAACGAAUAAAAUAUCAUAUGGUAUGCAGUUGGUAACGAGAGGCGUUAAUUUUUUUUUUCUAUAAAAAUAUUGAAUAUGGAUCUCAUUUUGUAGAUCACAACGAACGCGUUCCAUCUGUGCAAAAAAAAAAAAAUUGAAAUCCGAGUUAAAACGAAGAAGAUUUGAGCCGAUUAACAAAACAAGAAAAAAUAAAAAUGUCUUUAAUCAUCCACCCUUAGAAUUGGAUUUUCUGAAUAAAUAACAUAGAUUUAGUUAUGAAUAGGUGUAUACACUGUAUCUUGAGCCCCUUCGACUUAAGGAAAAAACCAAAGGAAAAGAGAGAGAAUAUAAUUGAGUAAUUAUGUUCUGUAAUUAAUGCAACAAGCGAUGUGGAUCACGUUCGGGGUGCGUUAUUCUAGAGGAAGGUAGGAGCUUGGCAUCUUCUUUCAGCAGUGUUUUUUUCUGUUUUGUUUUCGUCAACUCAAUAGGACUGCCCAUCAUGUGACACAAAAGGCCCUCUCAUCGGGAGUUCGACUAUUGGUCGACUCCCGCGCUUUUCUUUCUUCCCAUUUGUGACUCUUUAUUAUUCAGCUGACUUUGCUAUAAAAAAAAAUUAUGUUCUGUAAUUAAUUAACGAAAAUUUUCUAAUUGAUAAAUCCCCUCUAUCUAUACUUCCUAACAAAAAUAACUAGACUUC
Messenger RNA from Linum trigynum, 3025 nucleotides. NCBI's taxonomy places the organism in Eukaryota, Viridiplantae, Streptophyta, Magnoliopsida, Malpighiales, Linaceae. The record is from the annotation of a GenBank genome assembly.